Molecule: messenger RNA, 4953 nt
Organism: Cyclopterus lumpus (lumpfish)
Lineage: Eukaryota; Metazoa; Chordata; Actinopteri; Perciformes; Cyclopteridae
Gene: fanca
Product: Fanconi anemia group A protein
Exons: 42
Coding region: 139-4497 (1452 amino acids)
Biological process (GO): interstrand cross-link repair
Cellular component (GO): Fanconi anaemia nuclear complex
Source: RefSeq, a predicted model, not a curated record
ACACGGAGGAGAAAGUGAACCAAAACAGGAGCGGCUGGGCGAAGCUCACCGGGGAACGAGGGCGCCCGUUUAACGGCGUGUAGCGUGUUGCUUUCAAACGGGCAGAAACGCCGAUAAACAUUCAGCCGUAAAGUAAACAUGUCACUGAGUGCGUCGUGUGAAAUGGGGCCUCAGAAGAGGACUCUGUCGAGCCUCCUCGCUGGCCGUGUGGUGAAGAGGCCGAAGCAGGAAGAUGCUCGGCGGCUGCAGGAGGCAGCGCUCCAGCUGCUGGAGCAGCAGCUGGACCUGCGUGGUCUGCUCAGGGAGGUCGGGAAUAGAGAUCCGGGCAACAUUUUCAGCACUCAGAAUGUCGAGCAGAAACAGGCGGGGUCUGAAGGCGCCACAGCCGCCACUGCAGGUUCCCUGCUGGCGAGCGAGCUGAGGAGGCGGGCCUCACAGCUGGGAGUCCCGACCGCGGGGCUGUCGGUGAAGAUGACGCUGGAGAGGCUCAUGGAGAUCGCCGGAAGCGAGGAAGAGGACCAGAACAGAGGCCUCCUUUCUUCCUCUAAGCGAGUCCAGCUGUGCCUCCUGCUGGAGUCCAGCAGAGAACUGCUGUCACAGGGAGCCCUCUGCCCUAAACUGCUCUGGCAGGAGUACAGGAGGGAUCAGAGGCUACCCCACCUGGAGGUGGUGUACCAUCUCCACGCUUACAACAUCCUCACCCUGAAGUACAUCAUAGAGAGCAGACGAACUUGCACCCAUCGUUCUGUGUCUCCACUCAGUGACCAAGAAGCGAGACUGUGGUUGGUGUCUGGUAUGAAGUCCCUGUGCGGUUGGACGCCUCCGCAGCGGGACGAGGAGACCAAACGAGUUCAGCAGGAAGUGCUGUCAACUGUGGUCGGAGUCUUGGUGGGAAGUGGCUUUGAGCUGAGCCAGGAGCCGGCAGCCGCCGACCGGAGGGCGUCCCUGCUCUGCUGCUCGGUGCUGGACGACAUGCUCUUCUGGCUGCUAGACACUGUGGAAAAGAGUGCUGCAGUGGGAGCUGAGCUGUGGAUUGAGAUAUUUGACGCCUCGCUGUGUGCAGUCUCGGCGUCGGGGGAGACCGUCCAGCGUUUCUUCACACACUCCCUCACACAGACUCUCACGUACAAGCCUCGACUAACCGUGUCCGAUGCCAUCGCUCUGCAGAAUGAGUGGACCUUCGCUAAAGCCAACCGGUUGUUGACCUCUCUGUUCCGUAAGCUGGCUGUGGUCUUCAGCGUGGAGCAGCUGCUGUGUCACCUGCAGCGGGUUUUGGAAACCCACGAGGUCAACUGGAAACACGUCCUGUGCUUCCUCUCCACCCUGCUGGUCUACAACCCCUGUGCCCAGCUCAGCCUGAGAGAGCUGCUGUCCAGACUGCUGAGCUCCGCAUUUGAAGGCUACGACCUAGAGAACAUGAUAACUGCCUUCCUCUUGGCUCGACAGGGUGCGCUGGAGGGACCCGCCAUCUUCCCCUCCUACAGCAACUGGUUCAAGAUGUCUUUCGGGGGAGGCAGUGGCUACCAUGCGUCCAGUAAGAAAUCUCUGGUGUUUCUGCUAAAGUUCCUCUCUGACUUGGUGCCCUUUGAACCCUCGCAGUACCUCAAGGUUCACAUCCUGCAGCCUCCCUAUGUACGCGUGAAACACCGCAGCCUCCUGAUGGAGUACAUCUCUCUGGCCAAGACCAGACUGGCCGACCUCAAGGAGUCAGUGGAGGACAUGGGUCUAUAUGAGGAUGUUUCUGGCGCAGGCGGAGCGUCAUUGCAGCCCCAGUGCCAGGCCGCCCAGGAUGUGGAGAAGGCGGUGUCUCUGUUUGAGAGCACGGGGCGAAUCUCCGCCACAGUCAUGGAGGCCAGUAUUUUCCGGAGGCCGUAUUUCCUGGCGUGGUUCCUCUCCGCUCUGCUGACACCGAGGACGCUUCCCGUCAAAGCCGACGCUCGGAUGAGUUUCAUAGAGGCUCUGAAAAAGGCCGAUAAGAUUCCUGCUGCACAGUAUUCAUCUUAUGUGGAGUCCUGCCAGAAGCAGAGGCAGCAGAAUGGAGGUGCAGUGUGUCUGGACACCAACGAUGAGCCUCUGGAGGUCCUGAAGAUUCAACUGCAGGAGUUCACAGAGCUGCUUGUGGAGGGGAAUGACGGAGAGUUGUCGGCCCAGCUGUCCAGGAUCUCACACACUCUGAGUGCCAUCUUUCCCGGCCGCCCCGAUGAGCCGAUUGGACGGACGGUCAUCGAACUGCACACGAGCGGCCCGCCGUCCCCGGAGCUCCACGUCAAAGCCGUCAACAUGAUCCUGAGAAACUUCUGCCAGUGUGUGCUCGACGCUUCCAGAGCAAACCCUCCGAACAAACAAAGCCCGUGGGCCUCCAGGUUUGUCAGUGCGCUGCUCGGCAACACGCAGCUCCUCUCAGGCCUCAUACACGGACUCUGGGACCUUUUUCAUAACCAGGCGGCGUUGCUGAGCGCCGCCCACCUCCUCGGCCUGGCGGCGUUUGUGGUCCACCUCCACGCCUGCAUGUCCCACGGUCCUCUGGUCCGUUUGGUCCCGCCCACACUGCCAGAGCCGGUAGGCGUGGGAGAGGCUCUGAGCUCGGCGCUGGUCUGCAGCACUCACGCCAACAUGCUCUUCUGUGUCAGGUUGUGUGUGGCAGCUGUGUGUUACGGGAUCUGCAGAGGGGACUCGCUGCCUCAGCAACAGCAGCAGGACUACAUCCUCAACAGCCUCUACAAGAAGCUCCUGUACCUCAUUCCAAGACUGUCGCCUGAAGCCAGACGAACUCCCAUCACUGCUGGCGGUCCAAUCGGUGACCACCAGGAGGAGAGCCCGCCAGGCCUGUGGAUUAGUGCCACAGACGCCAACGGCACCUGGAGGAAGACCGCUUGGCAUCUGUGGAGGCACCCGGCGUUCCGUCAGCUGGAGAACACGCCACAAUACCAGUUAUCGUUCUCAGAGUGGCUCGCUGUCGAGCUCCGAGUACAGAGAAGUGAAGACGCCCUGUCAGACCCCGAACGUCAGGAGUACCAGCAGUGGGCCUGCUGGGAGCUCUACCUGUCCCGUCCGGAGGAGCAGGGAGGCUGUGGAGGAGACACGAGGAUCCUCUGCUCUCAUCUGCUCAGCGCCAUCAUGGACCAGCAGUUAAGCAACCAGAACCUGGAGAAGCUGGAUCACAGAGGGUCAGAAACAGGGACCUGUCUGCCAGACAUCCUGUCCCGGUUACAGGAGUUUGUCUAUGACAUGGAAGUGACCCACCUCUCCGGAAGCAGCCGACCCAGCUCGAGUGACUUCCUGUUGGAAUUGUUGUGUCAGAGAUGCUCCUCCUCAGCUCCACCGAGCAUCAGCGGCGAGCUCAGCCAGCAGCACACACUGAACGCGUGGAACAGGGUCCUGCUGGCUCUCCCAGCAGUGCUGCUCGUUAAAGUGAAGUCCGAAGGAGGGAGGCCGACUCUGGAGUGUGACACGCUGAUAGAGCAUGUCAACCAGCACCAGAGGAAGGCGUGUUCUCCGGCCGGCUUGCUCUCCUGCCACCUGACGUUGCACCUCCUGAGAGGGGUGGUAGGUGCCAGCGCACGCUGCGGACGCCCGGGCGAGGAAGUCAACAAAGCCUGGUCCCAGAUCAGUCUGCGCUGCCCGCUGCUCCUGGUCUCCACGGCGCACUGGUGGGAGCGUGUGUCUCCGGUGCUGUCGUCCCUGUGGCGUCGUCUGUGUGACGGGGAGCCUCUACCAGAGCAGCUGCAGCUCCUCGCUGACUGUCAGAACUGGGCCUGCAGUUUGGAGAAGGGGCUGCCGUCGGCACCAGUGCCCACGGCCGGCGCUCUGCUGCUGGCUGCCAGCCUGCACCGGGCCUGGGGCGGCCGCGGGCACGACGACCAGGGAUUCACCGCUGCCCUGAACGUUCUGCAACCAGAGAGGAGCACGCAGCACCGACAGGUGCUGGUUUUUCUGCUCUUCCUGUGUGUUCAGGACCAUCUGACGUCCCUCCUGUAUCCACAGGAGAGGAGCCGGCAGGGAGCCGCGGAGCUCUGCAGCAACCUCCUGCUGGCAUUGGUGGACUCCGCCGACUGGCUGCUCGUCUUCCAGUCAAACGAACGGGGCGUUUACCAGCCGAUCGCCAUGGUGACGUCAGAUGAGUGGACCCGACUGAUGCCGUGGGCCUUCUACAGCCUGCUGCUGCAGCAGAGCGCCGAGCUGCUGCAGAGAGCGGCACUCUGUCCGGGGUUCCUCGGCACCGCCGUCCUCUGCUACGUCGGCCUGCUGCAGCUACGCCUGGAAGGACGGGUUCCCCCACCAACCGCCGAACCCCAUCAGAUGGAGCCUUCCCGGAUUCUGAGCCGCGCCAAGCAGUUCCUCCUGAGGGCGAUCCCACAGACGCCUCCCACCGCUCUGUCCUCCAGCCGACUCAGACGGCUGGAGUCCCAGUGUGCAGACCUGGACCCGGAGGUGGCAGCGGCUCUCUCCAUGCACCUGGACCCUCACAGCCUCAGUCCAGAGAUGGACUUCCUCUGAAAAAGCUGUGGCGUCCCCCUUGACGUCCGGGCCGAGAGAGACUGUCUAAAGCUAACGGGGACACAACAUCUUCAGUCCCUCGAGCUUUGGAGUCUUUCACCGUAAUGGUUUCUGAAUAUGCAGCAGGUACUUCACAUCUGACAGAAACAUGUUCCUCUUGUUUUAAACAGGACUUCACUGUUCAGAUUCAAAGGCAAAUUUGUCUUUUUAUACGUGAUGCACACACAACUUUAUUAUACACAUGAACAUCAGAAGCCCUUUCAGCUGUUUACAAUACAGAUAGAAACUCUUGAAGAGCUCUUAGUAUUGUAAUAACUUAAUAAAAAAAUAACAUCAUAAAACUUGUAGGAAAUCAUCCUCUGUGAGGUUACACAGCGAAGUGCUUUACGUAUAUUCUGAUAACAAGAAUAGUGCAUUGUGGGACGUGUGGCUGUGAAAUAAAACCAGUCCACAGGC